This is a messenger RNA of Micromonas commoda, 750 nucleotides long. RefSeq lists its product with no specific name. Gene Ontology annotation, biological process: mRNA cis splicing, via spliceosome. The record is from RefSeq and is a predicted model, not a curated record. Gene Ontology annotation, cellular component: spliceosomal complex; cytosol. Bases 1 to 750 code for a protein of 249 amino acids. The transcript is spliced from 2 exons. NCBI's taxonomy places the organism in Eukaryota, Viridiplantae, Chlorophyta, Mamiellophyceae, Mamiellales, Mamiellaceae.
AUGAACUCGGCGGGCUUCCAAAUCUGCACCGAGCGCGCCUCCGACGGCGGACCCGUGUGCGACGUCGCCGACGGAGAGGCGGUCGCGCUCACCGUUCCGGUAUCGUUUCACAUCGGUGACGACGUCCAGGGCGCGGCCGGGACUCUCCACAUCACCACCCGCCGCCUCGUGUGGUUCGGGGACGGCGCCGACUGCGCCGGGUACGAGGUGCCGUUCACCUCGCUCACGAUGCACGCGGUGUCGCGGGGCGCGGAGGACGGCGACGCCGACUUCACGAGCCCGUGCAUAUACGCGCAGGUCGAGGGAACGCCGCCGGAGGGCUUCGGGGCGACGAUCGCGGGCGGCGGAGGGGGCACCGACCGACCGGAGGAAGCGGGCGACGACGACGACGAAGAAGACGAGGAUGACGACGACGACGACGACGGGUUCUCCGCGGGGGGCGGCGACGGGGACUACGACGACAUGUUCGAGCUGCGCAUCGUCCCCAAGGACACCGCGGGUCUGGACGAGAUGUUCCGAGUGCUGUGCGAGUGCGCCGCGAUGAACCCCGACGACGACGACGACGACGACGACGACGGCGGCGGCUUUUUCUACGACGAGGACGAGGUGAUGCGCGGCGCGGGCGCCGAGGGGAGGCGCGCGGCGCUGGACCGGUUCGACGAGAUGCUGCAGAUCGAUCCGGGCGUGGACGAUCUGAUCAGGGACGAUCCCGGGCGCUUCGAGGACGAUGACGACGAGGAGGUGAAGUAG